Molecule: messenger RNA, 375 nt
Organism: Aspergillus versicolor CBS 583.65
Lineage: Eukaryota; Fungi; Ascomycota; Eurotiomycetes; Eurotiales; Aspergillaceae
Product: cytochrome b5-like heme/steroid binding domain-containing protein
Exons: 2
Coding region: 1-375 (124 amino acids)
Cellular component (GO): membrane; intracellular membrane-bounded organelle
Molecular function (GO): heme binding
Source: RefSeq, a predicted model, not a curated record
AUGGCAGAAACACAAACAACAACCACGUCCGCUGUUGUACAGCCGGAAAAGACCGAACCUGAAGCCCCCGCAGUUAUCCCUGUCGACGUGGACAAGAUAUACACGAAAGAGGAACUGUCAAUACAUAACAAGGAUGGCGAUCUUUGGAUUGCUAUCGAUGGGACCGUCUAUGAUUUGACCAAGUUUUCGGAGGAGCAUCCUGGUGGCAAGAAGAUUUUACUCGGAGUUUCGGGCACAGACGCAAGCAAGAAGUACCGCAAGUAUCACGGCGAUAAUAUACUGCAGCGAUAUGCGAAGGACUAUAAGAUCGGGACGAUAAACAUAGAAGCCCAGGAGUCGAAAGGCCUGUUUUCCCGUUUUAGAAAGAAGAAAUAA